UUGGUUGCACUUAUUGAGAUGGAGCCGACGGACGGAGACACUGUUUGUAUGUUUAUCACAAAGCGGAAGACGUCUAGUCCCUCUCUAGACCUCCUAUUCGAGUUUUCGUUUUAUCAGUAGAAGAUUUGGUAGCAAGAUACAGCUGCUCAGAGCGCGCUGACCGGACAAAUCUCAUAACAUCGUCGCUCGAGAAGAAUGUCGACGAUUGAAAGAGUUUUAGCUACAUGACAUAAUAUCUCGGUUGGCUUGUCGAAAACUGCAACAUUUUGCAUAUUUGACUCGCUGAAAAUGUUAUCGUGUCGAGUUUUAGAGGUUUUUGCGCUUGCGGUUUAGUAGGAGGAUGUGACUAGGAUCCAGCACAUCUGGAGAUGGAAAUCUUUACGUGACCGUUAGAGACGAUUCAACGUGGUCUAGGCUACUUGGGAUAUUGUGAAUCAAAAGACUUUUUCUGUUACUACUAUGGGCGAUGAGUGGUGCUCUGGCAAAAUUGCUGAUGUAAAACGUUUCCAGAAAGAGUUGGAUGUGAACUGACUUGUUGCUUCUACGAGAAACCCAGAAAUGGGGGAAGUUGCUAUACUCAAGGCCCUGCUUGCCACAGCGUGGCUACUAUGUGUUCUCGCAGAUCAGAUAACAGAUUACUCAUCCACAGUGUCUGGCCCCAGUCGGCGGGUGACGUGUGCGUGCGAAAACCGCCCAAACUGCGAAGGCACUUGCUCCGGCUACGUGUGCUUCUUCAGCGUGGUCCAAGGCUCCCAGUCCAAGGGCUGCUUCGAGCGGGAACAAUAUGAGCAGUGCCACACGGGGCGCAUCCCAGGCCUGUACAUCAACUGCUGCACCGAUGACAUGUGCAAUGCCCACCUCACCGAGCCCAAAGAACCAGAGGUGAAGCCCCCCGCCGGCGACACAGGUUCAGACAGCUUGAUCAUGCUGGUGGCCGUGCCUCUGCUGGUGCUGCUGAUCGUUGCCAUGGCCACGUGUGCCCUGGUGCUGUGGCUGCGCUACCGCAAUCCCCGCUACAGACUCGCCAGGGAUGACGACGACGCCACCAUGAUGAAGAUCCCCGCAGGAGCUGACCCCAACUACGGGGACAUCUUUGAUGAGUUCUGCACCUCUGGCAGUGGUACAGGGCUGCCUUAUCUGGUGCAGAGAACGAUGGCUCGACAGAUUUCACUUGUGGAGUGUGUUGGUAAAGGCCGUUAUGGAGAAGUGUGGAGAGGCACGUGGACGGGUGAGAGUGUGGCUGUAAAGAUCUUCUCCUCUCGGGACGAGCAGUCCUGGUUCCGUGAGACUGAGAUCUACAACACUGUUCAGCUCAGACAUGACAACAUCCUGGGCUUCAUUGCGUCAGACAUGACGUCCAAGAACUCCAGCACGCAGCUGUGGCUGAUCACACACUUCCACGAGCUGGGCUCGCUCUACGACUACCUGCAGUACAGCAGCCUGGACCCCGAGGGCUGCCUGCGCAUGUGCCUGUCUGUGGCCAGUGGCCUGGUGCACCUGCACACCGAGAUCCUCAGCACGCAGGGCAAGCCGGCCAUCGCCCACCGAGACCUCAAGAGCCGCAACAUCCUGGUCAAGAGGAACGGCCAGUGCUGCAUCGCCGACCUGGGCCUGGCCGUCAUCCACUCUCAGAGCAAUGACUACCUGGAUGUGGGCAACAACCCUCGUGUGGGCACCAAGCGCUACAUGGCGCCGGAGGUGCUAGACGAGAGCAUCCGAGUGGACGUCUUCGAGUCUUACAAGCAGACGGACAUUUGGGCCCUCGGCCUGGUGCUGUGGGAGAUCACCCGCCGGACCGUCGUAAAUGGAAUCGUGGAGGAGUACCGCCCUCCCUUCUUUGACGUGGUGCCCUCCGAUCCCAGCUUUGAGGAGAUGAGAAAAGUUGUGUGUGUGGACCAGUAUAGGCCAAGUCUGCACAACAGGCUGUGCUCCCAUCCGAUCCUGACCACCAUAGCAAAGGUCAUGAAAGAGUGCUGGUUCCAGAGCCCCCCAGCACGUUUGACCGCUCUCCGUGUGCGCAAGACCCUCUCCAAGCUGGACCAGGACACAGACCAGAGCAUAGACAAGCUCAAACAGGAUGUCUGAACAACCACCACCACAGGAAGACACAGGAGUCCACCCAAGCGUGGAAAUCAACUUUUUAAUAUAUAUAUAUAUAUAUAUAUAUAUAUAUAUAUAUAUAUAUACUGUAUAUUUGCUGUUUCCUCUGCCAGAGCUGCCAUGCUUUUUCCUUGUGAUCUUUCUUGAGAUGGUCCCCGCCUAAUGUGCCUUUUGAGACGGAUUCUCCGCUUCAGCCCAUGACAUCACUGUCCUGUCUGGCGCUCUACGGCCAAGGCCGUCUCCUAAGAUUUCCGGCCAUUCCCAGCCUUCGGCCACUGUUUUGGACUCAACUGAGACGGAUUUCAGGCCCCGUUGGUGCUUCACUCUGUGCGCUUGUGUUUUUUUUUGUGCAGGAAUGUAAUCCAGGAUUUAGUGACUGUGUCGUAAAAGUCAGUCAAGCGUGGCAAGCGAGCAACAGAGCAGACGCCGGCCAGCUAAGGAGGGGAAAGUGAACGCGCGUCAGCGCUGCAUUUCAGUCCACAGUUCUUGUUGUCCGGCUCAUUUUUUCAAAGCUUUUGUUUUGCCAGGAUGUGCGUGUCAUUCUGACUUCCCUCAAACAUUUCCUUAAAUUCCUUAAGGAUUUUCCUGUCAUUCCUGAAGGAGGUAUUUCAUUCCAAAUAGCUGGGCAGGGUGGGAGUCAUAUUUCCCAUUACGUGUCAGUGUGUUUAUUUGUAUGGACGGAGAUGUAUUGAUUUGACUUUGCCUGGAAGCCCACUGCAUCUACCACAUGCACGAUGCAAACUCCCAUUAAGACAUCACUUCCUUUGUUACUUCACACUAUUUGCCAAUACACAUGUGCUAAUUGUGAUCACAUCAGUAUCUUCAGCUCUUAAGCUUGCCUUGCUAUUUAAUACUUUUGUAUGACAUGCAUUUUUAUCACCAAAAACAUUUGUAAUCAUCAUUUCAAGAACGUACAUAUAGGCUACAAUAUUUUGGAGUAUAAAACAGUAACGUUAUAACUAUAACAGGACAUGGUGAUAUAUUUUUAAAAAGAAAAGAAAUAAAGACACACUAUGCUACUAUG
Messenger RNA from Sardina pilchardus (European sardine), 3124 nucleotides. It is a transcript of the gene acvrl1, whose product is annotated as activin A receptor like type 1. The transcript has 11 exons. Gene Ontology annotation, molecular function: ATP binding; transmembrane receptor protein serine/threonine kinase activity. NCBI's taxonomy places the organism in Eukaryota, Metazoa, Chordata, Actinopteri, Clupeiformes, Clupeidae. Bases 559 to 2085 code for a protein of 508 amino acids. Gene Ontology annotation, cellular component: plasma membrane; BMP receptor complex. Gene Ontology annotation, biological process: transforming growth factor beta receptor signaling pathway; heart development; angiogenesis. The record is from RefSeq and is a predicted model, not a curated record.